AUGCCUCAAGCAUCAAUACCUAGCGAAUCCCGUUUUGUUCUUCCUCCUUUCCAGUCAAUUCAGCAACAGGAUUACUCGUUUUAUUCUCUCAAUCCCUUUCCUCCUCCCUCUUCGCUCUCAGAAUAUCAGCAGCAGUUAACAUUGAUUGCUGAAGCUGUCAUUCGAAGUUUUCUGGUUGCGACCUCAUCGAAGUAUCCUUGGAUUCUCGGCUCGUUUUGUAGAAUCUUUGCGCAGUACACAAAGCAAGGGAACCAGCCGUUGCCUACGGACGUGCUACCUCCUCUAUCAUGGUUGCAACGAUCGUCUAUUAAAGGAGUUCUCAAGUGGGAAGGUUGUAGUGUGAAAGUAACCAAAAAAGCGGAGCGAACCUUCCUCUCGAUUCCUUCCUAUUCUUCUUCCGACCUGAAAGCAAACGAAGAGUCGGGGAGUCUCUACAAUCAUCUCUUCGUGCUGCUGGCGAAAUCGGAAGUGUUCUUUGCUCGUUCUCUCUGGCAUGGAUGUACUGCAGACCAAAUCAUUGAGAUCACUCCCUUUCGCUGUGCGUUCCAAUCGCUGUCAUCCAUUCUAGUCAUCGAUUAUGGCUCUAUCGACAUGGAGUGGAAGUUUUUAGAGCGCUGCUCGCUUCUCCCUUCGAUUCAUGUGGCUUCAAGUCUGCUUCGACCAGGACCUACCGCCCAUCUUCUCUCUCCUUUCAGUCAGGCAGCGAUCGAGUUGGGAAAGAAGCGGGUGCUGUCGCAGUUUCCCUUCAAUGCAGCCCAGGAAUCAGUGUUGGAUCGUGUGCUCGCUUUUUUCAACGAACAGCAAGAAACCAAUCGAAUUCAGCUGAUCCAAGGCGUGUUUGGGAGUGGAAAAUCGCGCCUCAUCGCAGAGCUUCUAGUCUGCAUGCAUUCUCUCUUUCAAGCGCGAGCCACGGCCACUACCAAAUCGGAGAAGAACGAAAGUGAUUUUUUGAUGCUCUCCGAAGAGCCCCAGUUAUUUCGCCGCGGUAAAGGCGCGUUCAAAAGCAAGAUGCGUUCCACAAUUUUGUUCUGCAGCCAUACCAAUAUCGCCGUGGAUCGCGUGUGCUUGCUGCUCCAUGAGAUGGGAUUUAAGCAGUUCCGCCGCACGGGGAACAUUCGACGAAUCCAUCCAAGCUUGCGAAGCUACUACCGAGCCAAGUGCGACGAGACGGAUGAACUGAGAGUGUUGUGCACGACGCUGUGCUCGCUUCCCGAAGACCUUGGAGAAAUCGGUGUGUUGGUUCUCGACGAAGCAUCCCAGAUUACCGAGUAUUACGUAGGAUCAAUCUUCCCUCUGCUCCAUCCAGGCUAUUUUACCCCUUCUUCUUGCGAACCCUCAGCUCGUUCUUCUCAUAGGAGACCAGAAGCAGCUUCCUCCUGUUCCGCUCCGUGCUGCAUUCCCCAAAUCCAGAAUUCGCUCUUCAGUCGUCUGCUUCAGUGCUAUCGUCCGAUCGUGUUGAACACGCAGUACCGCUGUCAUCCGGUGAUUGGAAACCUGGCAUCCCUUUUGUUCUACGAGAAUUCUCUCUUGCAUGGAGAGAACACGUCGUCGAUUCCAGCGCUCCUGCCCUCGUUCAGCCGCAUUACCUUCAUUAACAAUCCGUCUCCCGAAGCCUCGAAGGCAGGUAGAAUCGGCGCGCUUUUUUAUUAUUUCAAAGAUUCCUUCUGUAAUCCUGGAGAAGAAGAGCUCAUCGUCCGUCUCCUUGGGAAGUUGUUCGCCUCUCUCCAAGCAGGCGAAUCUUGUGAUUCGCAGGAUGCUCGCGAUGAUAAUGAAUCCCAAAGUAUUGGUCAAGCCAUCGGAGUGAUUUCUCUCUACGCAGCACAAUGCUGGUCCUUGCAGAGAAGGAUCGCAGAUCAAAGGGUUCAGAUUUCGACAGUGGACGCGUUCCAAGGGAAUGAGAAAGAUCUGAUCAUCCUAUCCACCGUCCGCUCUCAAUCGAUUGGGUUUUCUUCGGACCCAAAGCGACUCAAUGUUGCCAUUACGCGAGCGAAGGGGCAGCUCAUCAUCAUAGGGAACCAGCGAUUAUUAGAAAGCAACUCUCUGUGGAGAACAGUUCUUGAUUACAUUCAACGGAAUGGAGAAAUCCGUCAAGGAUUCUGAAGGUU
Blastocystis hominis is the source of this 2105-nucleotide messenger RNA. RefSeq lists its product as hypothetical. The transcript is spliced from 4 exons. Gene Ontology annotation, molecular function: helicase activity. The record is from RefSeq and is a predicted model, not a curated record. The coding region runs from base 1 to 2100 and encodes 699 amino acids. Lineage: Eukaryota; Bigyra; Opalinata; Blastocystidae.